Dioscorea cayenensis subsp. rotundata (Guinea yam) is the source of this 1393-nucleotide messenger RNA. RefSeq names its product putative glucose-6-phosphate 1-epimerase. The coding region runs from base 97 to 1038 and encodes 313 amino acids. Gene Ontology annotation, molecular function: carbohydrate binding; isomerase activity. The record is from RefSeq and is a predicted model, not a curated record. Gene Ontology annotation, biological process: carbohydrate metabolic process. NCBI's taxonomy places the organism in Eukaryota, Viridiplantae, Streptophyta, Magnoliopsida, Dioscoreales, Dioscoreaceae. The transcript has 9 exons.
CGAGCUUCCACCAUUCGCUUCUCUCCGUCCAUCCGUCGUCGUCUUCAUCGCUCGGGAGGAGAAGAGAAGAAGGUUAGGGUUCCGGUGGGUUAUGGGAUGUCGACCGAAAAGCCACCAGUGGAGCUCGUGAAGGGCAUCAAUGGCCUUGACAAGAUCGUCCUCCGUGAGAUCCGUGGAUGCUCCGCGGAGGUGUAUCUUUACGGAGGUCAUGUGACAUCGUGGAAGAAUGACCAUGGAGAAGAGUUGCUUUUUGUUAGCAAUAAGGCCAUAUUCAAGCCUCCAAAAGCAAUACGAGGGGGUAUUCCAAUAUGUUUUCCUCAAUUCUCAAACUUUGGAUCUCUUGAACAACAUGGCUUUGCAAGGAAUAGGUUUUGGAGCAUUGACACUGACUCACCACCUUUUCCAACCAAUAGCACCAGCAAAGCUUUUGUUGAUUUGAUCCUCAAGCCAUCUGAUGAAGAUUCCAAGAUCUGGCCUCAUAGUUAUGAAUAUCGUCUAAGGGUUGCUUUGGGACCUGGAGGAGAUCUGAUGUUGACAUCUCGCAUCCGAAAUACUAACACAGAUGGAAAACCAUUCUCUUUCACAUUUGCAUAUCACACGUACUUCUCUGUUUCUGAUAUCAGUGAAGUUCGGGUUGAAGGACUGGAGACAUUGGACUACCUUGACAACUUGAAGGAGCGGGAAAGGUUUACAGAACAAGGAGAUGCAAUAACAUUUGAAUCUGAAGUGGACAAAAUCUAUCUAAGCACACCAACCAAAAUCGCCAUUCUAGAUCAUGAGAAAAAACGAACCUUUGUUCUACGGAAAGACGGUCUUCCAGAUGCUGUUGUGUGGAAUCCUUGGGACAGGAAGGCAAAAGCAAUGGCUGAUUUCGGUGAUGAUGAAUACAAACACAUGCUUUGUGUUGAGGCUGCAGCUAUUGAGAAGCCUAUCACUUUGAAACCUGGUGAGGAAUGGAAAGGAAGGCUGGAACUCUCCGCUGUUCCCUCUAGUUACUGUAGUGGCCAACUGGACCCUGCAAAGGUUCUCAAUGGCUGAACAAUUGGGUGCACUGAUUAUACAGGUACUGAUUUCAUCAUUGUUCUUCACCGAUGGCUGCAGGCACCUGUAUCUACGUUUUGCUGAAUCUAAUAACGAAGACUCUAUUUCGACGUACUCCUUUUAUUCUGGGUACAAUGUUGGGGGUGUAGUAUAUUUUGAUCAAAUACGGCGAUGAGGACUUAAUCGCACGUGUAUUUGGAAGAGGUUGAUGAAAAGUCAGAUCAUGCACUACUUUCGUUUUCUUGUAAGUAUAUCAUGUCAAGAAGACACUCUGAAUGAAGGUGCCUUAAGUAUUAGCAAGGCAUGCAUGUUUGAAUUUGAACUCUACUCUCUUUUCUAUUUGUUUUCUUUA